Messenger RNA from Didymodactylos carnosus, 999 nucleotides. The record is from the annotation of a GenBank genome assembly. Lineage: Eukaryota; Metazoa; Rotifera; Eurotatoria; Philodinida; Philodinidae.
AUGAACAAUGAAACAUGUUACGUUAUUGAUGAUUUAGGAUAUCACUUAAUACCCAUGUAUAAUGGCUUAUUCAUUGUUGGAUGCUAUAUUGUACCACCAGGCAUACUACUCAAUGUUCUGUUUCUUAUCGCUUUUGGAUUCAAUAAGCAAAUAUUUUCAAUUCGUAAUCACUGUGUACUAUUAUGUUGUUGUGUCGAUACUCUAAUUACAUUUGUUCAAGGACCAAUUCAUUUAUACUUUUAUUUUAAUAAUGGAUGUAAACCUAUUCAGUCAACCUUUUUAUGUGAGCUGGCAGUUUGCUGGGAUUCUAUUCCAACACAGAUCAGUGAUUUCUUAACAGCACAAUUAUCAGCUGAACGAGUUCUGCUAGUAGUAAAACCAUUUCUGUUUCGUCGAACUCGUUCACGUGCUGUUUAUCUCCAUUAUAUUGGCACCGUGUUUUGUAUUCUAUUUCCUAUUCUCUAUUAUCCAUUUCUUAUGCGUUUUGGCGGUGCAACAACAGGCACCAGCAAUAAUCCAGAAACACCUAUCUGCGACUUAUAUUACACAUUCAAUCCAUUAAAUAUAAUAGAUUUACUAAUUAGAUUUGUUCCAUAUUUUAUUGUUUUAUUCAGUUACGUUUGCGUUAUUCUUUUGUUUGUUUUGAAAAGACAACACUCAACUCGAUCACGUCGCUUGUUAUGGCAAUUAAAUUUAUUUCUCAUUUGGUUUUUGUUUACAUGGUCACCGUGGGUUAUGUAUGAUUUUAUUCAAAUAAUUCUGAAUCUUACUUAUAGCAUUUAUAUUGAUGCAUUAACAACAUUUAUUAUCUAUCUGAAUUAUACAUUUUGUUCCACAAUAUAUUUAUUUACAUUUAAAGAAUUACGAAUAUUUUCAAUUAAACAUGUUUUUAUUUGUCAACGCUUAUUGGCAAAUUAUCGCGUUCGAUCAGUUGUGCCUGUUUCAUUAAGAAUCACGAAUAGAGAUGGUAUUACUUAUCCACAAACGACAGCGCGAUAA